GCCACUCCGGACUUUGCGGCAGAGGCGCGCGCUUCGAGAGCCGCCAACUUUCGACUCUUCCCUCCACGGCUGUCGAGCCUGGCCUCUCGCUCUCCUGGCUUCCUGUCCGGCCUCGAGUGACUGGGAGGGCCUUGGAGCCCCUGGCUCCGCCUGCACCACAUGACUUCUCCGUUGCCUGCAAACUUUUUCCUCCUUCUCGUCCCGUAGCGGCUGCUGCUACCAAGGCUGGAAAAUGGCGGCUUCUUAGGCGCGCAUCCCUGUUUUGGCUGUCGCCCGUGCCAACCUCCCGUGCGCCAUGACGCGUUGGGUGCCCACCAAGCGGGAAGAGAAAUACGGCGUGGCUUUCUACAACUAUGAUGCCAGGGGGCCAGAUGAACUUUCUUUACAGAUAGGAGACACGGUGCACAUAUUGGAAACACAUGAAGGUUGGUACAGAGGCUACACUUUAAGGAAAAAAUCCAAAAAAGGCAUAUUUCCUGCUUCCUAUAUUCAGCUUAAAGAAGCAAUAGUAGAAGGAAAAGGGCAGCAUGAAACUGUCAUACCUAGUGAAUUACCACUCAUUCAGGAAGUUACCACAACACUACGGGAAUGGUCCACAAUAUGGCGGCAGCUCUAUGUUCAAGACAACAGAGAAAUGUUCCAUAAUGUGAGGCACAUGAUAUAUAAUCUAAUUGAAUGGCGAUCACAAAUCCUUUCUGGAACUUUACCCCAGGAUGAGCUGAAGGAACUGAAAAAGAAAGUCACUGCCAAGAUUGACUACGGAAACAGAAUUCUUGAUUUGGAUCUUGUGGUAAGAGAUGAAGAUGGCAACAUUCUAGAUCCAGAACAAACCAGCACCAUUAGCCUUUUCAGAGCUCAUGAAGUAGCCUCCAAACAAGUGGAAGAAAGACUGCUGGAAGAAAAAUCUCAAAAGCAGAAUCUUGACAUUAGUAGACAAGCAAAGUUCGCUGCAACACCUUCCUUUGCUUUGUUUGUAAACCUAAAAAAUGUUGUCUGUAAAAUUGGAGAAGAUGCUGAAGUCCUUAUGUCUUUGUAUGAUCCUUUGGAAUACAAGUUUAUCAGUGAAAACUAUCUGGUCAGGUGGUCAAGUUCUGGGCUACCAAAAGACAUAGACAGGUUACACAAUCUUCGAGCAGUUUUCACAGACCUUGGCAGCAAAGACCUGAAAAGAGAGAAAAUCAGUUUUGUCUGUCAGAUUGUACGAGUAGGCAGAAUGGAACUAAGAGACAACAACACAAGAAAACUAACCUCCGGCCUUCGGCGACCUUUUGGCGUGGCAGUAAUGGAUGUAACUGACAUAAUUAAUGGGAAAGUAGAUGAUGAGGACAAGCAACACUUCAUUCCAUUUCAGUCGGUGGCAGGGGAGAAUGAUUUCCUUCAGACUGUAAUAAACAAAGUGAUUGCUGCUAAAGAAGUUAACCACAAGGGUCAGGGUUUAUGGGUGACAUUGAAACUCCUUCCAGGAGAUAUUCACCAGAUAAGAAAAGAAUUUCCUCAUCUAGUUGAUAGAUCAACAGCUGUGGCUCGGAAAAUGGGGUUUCCUGAGAUUAUUAUGCCUGGUGAUGUCCGUAAUGAUAUCUAUGUUACGUUAGUCCAAGGAGACUUUGACAAAGGAAGCAAAACUACUGCAAAAAAUGUAGAGGUUACAGUAUCUGUUUAUGAUGAAGAUGGCAAAAGAUUAGAGAAUGUGAUAUUCCCGGGUGCUGGAGAUGAAGCACUUUCAGAAUAUAAGUCUGUGAUAUAUUACCAAGUAAAACAACCUCGCUGGUUUGAAACUGUGAAGGUUGCAAUUCCCAUUGAAGAUGUAAACCGCAGCCACUUGAGGUUUACAUUUCGACACAGGUCAUCACAAGACUCUAAGGAUAAGUCUGAGAAAAUAUUUGCUUUGGCAUUUGUUAAAUUGAUGAGAUAUGAUGGCACAACUCUGCGGGAUGGAGAGCAUGAUCUCAUAGUAUACAAGGCAGAGGUGAAGAAGUUAGAAGAUUCUUCAACAUAUUUAAGCUUGCCAUCCACUAAAAUAGAAUUGGAAGAAAAAGGUCACUCCACAGCUGGCAAGAGCAUGCAGAAUCUUGGAAGCUGCACCAUCAGUAAAGAUUCUUUCCAGAUUUCCACUCUAGUUUGUUCAACAAAACUAACUCAAAAUGUGGACCUGCUGGGGCUUUUGAAGUGGCGAUCUAACACAAGUCUGCUGCAGCAGAAUCUGAGGCAACUUAUGAAGGUUGAUGGAGGUGAAGUUGUUAAGUUUCUCCAAGAUACUCUUGAUGCACUGUUUAACAUCAUGAUGGAGAAUUCAGAGAGUGAAACUUUUGACACAUUGGUGUUUGAUGCUUUGGUAUUCAUCAUUGGAUUGAUUGCUGACCGGAAAUUCCAGCAUUUUAAUCCUGUUUUGGAAACCUACAUUAAGAAACAUUUCAGUGCUACCUUGGCAUACACAAAGCUGACAAAAGUUUUAAGAACCUAUGUGGAUAACGCUGGUGUCACUGAUCAACUAUUCAAAGCUAUGAAAUCUUUGGAAUAUAUCUUCAAAUUUAUUGUACGGUCAAGAAUUUUGUUCAACCAACUGUAUGAAAACAAAGGAGAAGCUGACUUUAAGGAGUCUUUGCUUCAGCUCUUUAAAUCUAUCAAUGAGAUGAUGAGUAGUGUGUCUGAUCAGACUGUUAUAGUGAAGGGAGCUGCACUUAAAUAUUUGCCUACUAUUGUGAAUGAUGUGAAACUUGUGUUUGAUCCAAAAGAACUUAGCAAACUAUUUACAGAUUUUAUACUGAAUGUUCCAGUGGGUCGUCUCACAAUUCAGAAGCUGUACUGUUUGAUUGAAAUAGUUCACACUGACCUUUUCACACAGCAUGACUGCAGAGAGAUUUUGCUGCCAAUGAUGACAGAUCAGCUGAAGUAUCAUCUGGAAAGGCAGGAAGACCUGGAAGCUUGUUGCCAGUUGCUCAGUAACAUCCUGGAAGUUCUUUAUAGGAACGAUGUGGGGCCUACGCAGCGACAUGUGCAGAUUAUUAUGGAGAAACUAUUGAGGACAGUAAACAGAACCGUCAUCUCAAUGGGACGUGAUUCAGAACUCAUAGGGAAUUUUGUUGCAAGCAUGACAGCUAUUUUAAGACAAAUGGAAGAUUAUCAUUAUGCUCAUUUAAUUAAGACCUUUGGGAAGAUGAGAUCUGAUGUUGUGGACUUCUUGAUGGAGACAUUUAUUAUGUUCAAGAAUCUCAUUGGGAAGAAUGUGUAUCCUUCAGACUGGGUUAUAAUGAACAUGAUGCAGAAUAAAGUCUUUCUGCGAGCAAUUAAUCAGUAUGCAGAUAUGCUAAACAAAAAAUUUCUUGAUCAGGCCAACUUUGAGCUACAGCUUUGGAAUAACUAUUUCCACCUUGCUGUUGCUUUUCUUACCCAAGAAUCACUACAACUUGAGAACUUUUCAAGUGCUAAAAGAGCUAAAAUACUUAACAAGUAUGGUGAUAUGAGGAGACAAAUUGGGUUUGAGAUCCGAGACAUGUGGUAUAACCUGGGCCAACAUAAGAUUAAAUUCAUUCCUGAGAUGGUGGGCCCCAUGUUAGAAAUGACACUGAUCCCUGAAACUGAACUUAGAAAAGCUACUGUUCCAAUCUUCUUUGAUAUGAUGCAGUGUGAGUUUCAUUCUACCCGGAGCUUCCAGAUGUUUGAAAAUGAAAUCAUCACAAAGCUGGAUCAUGAAGUAGAAGGAGGCCGAGGAGAUGAACAGUAUAAAGUGUUGUUUGAAAAAAUUCUCCUGGAGCAUUGCAGAAAACAUAAGUACCUUGCCAAAAGCGGUGAAACUUUUGUUAAACUUGUGGUUCGUUUGAUGGAGAGACUUCUGGAUUACAGAACUAUUAUGCAUGAUGAAAACAAAGAGAAUCGUAUGAGCUGUACCGUCAAUGUGCUGAAUUUCUACAAAGAGAUUGAAAGAGAAGAAAUGUACAUAAGGUAUUUGUACAAGCUUUGUGACCUGCACAAAGAAUGUGAUAACUACACUGAAGCUGCCUACACAUUACUUCUGCAUGCAAAGCUUCUUAAGUGGUCUGAAGAGCCAUGUGCCGCACAUCUUACUCAGCGGGAUGGAUACCAGGCAGCAACACAAGGACAACUGAAAGAUCAGCUGUAUCAAGAAAUUAUCCAUUAUUUUGACAAGGGCAAGAUGUGGGAAGAAGCUAUUGCCUUGGGCAAAGAACUUGCUGAACAGUACGAGAAUGAAAUGUUUGAUUAUGAACAACUCAGUGAACUACUGAAAAAGCAAGCACAGUUUUAUGAAAAUAUUGUGAAAGUAAUCAGACCCAAACCAGAUUAUUUUGCUGUUGGAUACUAUGCACAAGGAUUUCCUACAUUUCUUCGGAACAAAGUUUUUAUUUAUCGAGGAAAAGAAUAUGAGCGUCGUGAAGAUUUUGAGGCGAGAUUGUUAACCCAGUUUCCUAAUGCUGAAAAAAUGAAGACAACAUCAGCCCCAGGCGAAGACAUUAAAAAUUCCUCUGGACAGUAUGUUCAGUGCUUCACUGUAAAACCAAAACUUGAUUUACCAACAAAGUUUCACAAGCCAGUAUCAGAACAAAUUUUAAGUUUCUACAGGGUUAAUGAGGUUCAGCGAUUUGAGUAUUCACGACCAAUUCGAAAAGGAGAGAAAAACCCUGACAAUGAAUUUGCGAAUAUGUGGAUUGAGAGAACCAUUUACGUGACGGGAUAUAAAUUACCUGGAAUUUUAAGAUGGUUUGAAGUCAAAUCAGUUUUUAUGGUUGAAAUCAGCCCACUGGAAAAUGCAAUAGAAACCAUGCACUUAACAAAUGAUAAAAUCAACAAUAUGGUUCAGCAACAUUUAAAUGAUCCAAAUCUGCCAAUUAAUCCUCUGUCUAUGCUUUUAAAUGGCAUUGUGGAUCCUGCAGUUAUGGGUGGCUUCACCAAUUAUGAAAAGGCUUUUUUUGCCGAGAAGUACAUCCAUGACCACCCAGAAGAUCAUGAAAAGAUUGAAAAACUUAAGGACUUAAUAGCAUGGCAGAUUCCUUUCCUGACUGAAGGUAUCCGAAUUCAUGGAGAGAAAGUAACAGAAGCACUUAGGCCAUUUCAUGAGAGGAUGGAAGCCUGUUUCUGCCAACUUGAAGAAAAAGUGCCGGAGAAGCAAUAUGCAGUGGAGGAGUCUCCCUCCAGUGUGGAUGACAGACGAGGCAGUCGUCCAAGAUCCAUGGUUAGAUCAUUUACAAUGCCCUCUUCCUCAAGGCCACUGUCUAUUGCAUCUGUUUCCUCACUUUCAUCUGACAGCACCCCUUCUAGACCUGGCUCCGAUGGGUUUGUGCUUGAGCCCCUUCUGCCAAAGAAAAUGCAUUCUAGAUCACAAGAUAAGUUGGACAAAGAUGACCCAGAUAAGGAGAAGAAGGAGAAGAAGAAAGAAAAGAGAAACAGCAAGCACCAAGAGAUAUUUGAGAAAGACUUUAAAUCCACAGAUAUUUCUCUGCAACAGUCUGAAGCAGUGAUACUUUCAGAAACGAUCAGUCCUCUGAGACCACAAAGACCAAAGAGUCAAGUGAUUAAUGUCAUGGGAAGUGAAAAACGUUUUUCUGUUUCACCAUCACCACCUUCUCAGCCUAUCCCUCCACCCAUCACUCCAAGGACCAAGCUUUCUUUCAGUUUGCAGUCCAAUCCAGAACUAAACGGCAUGAAUACUGUGGAAAUGACAGACAUUCCUCCUCCAUUACCUGUGAAAGGCAGUGUGGCAGAUUAUGGAUGCCUCAUGGACAGCCAAGAAACGGUUAGCCCUGCUACAUCCCCACCUGUACCACAGAGGCAACUACCACCUCCAUUACCAAGCAAAACACCUCCGCCACCUCCUCCAAAGACUACUCGGAAGCAAGCCUCUGUGGAUUCUGGAAUUGUCCAGUGACACAAGAAAGGAUACCUCCAAAGACUAAGCUGUAAAAUUUCUUUUUCCUUAAGAUGUUUAAAGAUGUACACUGUGUUUACACCACUCAGCCCCUGCAGCAUCUAACGUUUAGUAUAAUAGUCCUUACUUUCAGAAUGAUGGCAUUUCCAAGUAAGGUUUCAGAAUUAUGGGGGCGGGAAACCCACUCAACUUUCCAAAACAGAAGUAUGCUGUUAAUUGGCAACAUAUUAUUUACCAUUUUUUAAAUGUUAAAAUGGUUGACUUCUAGAAGCUAGGACUAUUUAUAAUUUAGAAGUAGCAUCAUGGCAGAUCACAGAGUAGGCCACUCCACCACUGAAUUGGCACAUACAAGCCUUAUGAAAUAAAUUGGCCGAAUACCAGGAGUGCAGAUUUAGUAUCAUUAUUUUGUAAACUUUGGUGUCAAGGAAUUAGUGAAGUGAAAACAUUUGUGAAGAGUGUCUUUAAUUGCAUUGGGCGAUUAAUGUUGGCGUUUCAUGGGUUGAUUGCUUUUUAAAGUUGAAUUAUACCUGAAUGGGGAUCCAGCUAACAGCGGAACCUGAGUUUGCUUGUAAUUAGCAUAUUGUAGGCUACUGGGCAGGCAUUAAUUUAUGAUGAAUGCAAAUACAGAAGUAUUGAUCAUUUGAAAGGAAUAAAUAAAAUAGGAAUAGGGGAAGCCAUUUUGGAACAAAAUGCAAACAACAUUUUUCGUGGGGUUGAUUACAGUUGUGUCAUUCUGUACAGACAGUUUGUAUAUAUGAUAGGUCUUAACAAUGUGUUUAAUUUCACUGUGCCUGCUUUUAAAGUAAUAAUGGUGCAAUGUAACUAGAAAUAUGUUACAGCCUUUUAAAUUCUGGUAACUGCUGAAAAUGUAUAAAUGGCUAACUCAUACGCUAUUUCCACUAAUAGAACUCUGAAAAUAUUGGGUAAUUAUGAGGAAAACCAGAAAACUAAUUUUUUUUAAAUGUCACUGUACUUUUUUUACCAUCAACAAACUUUGUAACUUUAACAAUAGAUCGAAUAUUCUGACUCCAGAAAUAAAUAAUUAUUUUAAAAUA
Sphaerodactylus townsendi is the source of this 6933-nucleotide messenger RNA. It is a transcript of the gene DOCK1, whose product is annotated as dedicator of cytokinesis 1. Gene Ontology annotation, cellular component: cytoplasm; plasma membrane. Gene Ontology annotation, biological process: cell migration; small GTPase-mediated signal transduction. The record is from RefSeq and is a predicted model, not a curated record. NCBI's taxonomy places the organism in Eukaryota, Metazoa, Chordata, Lepidosauria, Squamata, Sphaerodactylidae. Bases 296 to 5878 code for a protein of 1860 amino acids. The transcript is spliced from 52 exons. Gene Ontology annotation, molecular function: guanyl-nucleotide exchange factor activity; small GTPase binding.